AUGCCUGCCCCCGCCGCCUCCUCCGCCCUCUUCCAGCCGAUUAGGGUCGGUCGCCUCGAGCUCAAGCAGCGCCUCGCCAUGGCGCCCUUGACGCGCUUCCGCGCCGACGCACAGCACGUCCAUCAGCAGCCCGCGGUCGAGUACUACGGCCAGCGCGCGGGCGCCUCUGGCACUCUCCUCAUCACGGAGGCGACGUUUAUCGACCCGAAGGCGGGAGGAUACCCCAACGUCCCCGGAUGCUACAACCAGGAGCAGGUCGCAGCAUGGAAGAAGGUUGUCGACGAGGUCCACUCCAAGGGCUCGUUCAUCUACCUCCAGCUCUGGGCACUCGGCCGCGCCGCCGACCCCGAGAACCUCAAGAAGGAGUUCAACGCGGACGUCGUCUCGGCGUCGGACGUGCCGUUCGAGGGAGGAGCCAAGCCCCGCCCUUUGUCGAAGGAGGAGAUCCAGGACUACGUUGGCUACUACGCUCGCGCGGCGAAGCUCUUCGUUGAGGAGGCCGGCGGUGACGGUGUCGAGAUCCACAACGCCAACGGCUACCUCCUCGACCAGUUCCUCCAGACCAACUCGAACAAGCGCACCGACGAGUACGGUGGCUCGCUCGAGAACCGCGCCCGUUUCCCUCUCGAGGUCGCCAAGGCCGUCAGCGAAGCCGUCGGCGCCGACCGCGUCGGUAUCCGUCUCUCUCCUUACUCGACUUUCCAGGGAAUGAAGAUGCCGGAGAUCAAGGAUAUCAAGGAGACGUUCAGCUACUUCGUCACCGAGCUCCGCCAGCGUCACCCGGACCUUGCCUACAUCCACGCCGUCGAGUCUCGCAUCGCUGGAAACACGACUAUCGAGGUAGCCAAGGAGGAGAACCUGGACUUCCUGCACGAGCUCUGGACCCCCCGACCCUUCCUCAUCGCCGGCGGCUUCAAGCCCGACACCGCCGUUACUGCCGCCGAGCACUACGCCAACUCGGUCGUCGUCUUCGGUCGCUACUUCAUCUCGAACCCGGAUUUGGUGAAGCGGAUCAAGGAGGGCAUCGAGUUGACGGAGUACAACCGCGAGACCUUCUACCUUUACGGCCCCGACAAGACCGAGGGAUACACCGACUACCCAUUUGCGGACGAGAAGAAGAACUAG
Molecule: messenger RNA, 1125 nt
Organism: Rhodotorula toruloides NP11
Lineage: Eukaryota; Fungi; Basidiomycota; Microbotryomycetes; Sporidiobolales; Sporidiobolaceae
Product: NADPH2 dehydrogenase
Exons: 5
Coding region: 1-1125 (374 amino acids)
Molecular function (GO): NADPH dehydrogenase activity; FMN binding
Source: RefSeq, a predicted model, not a curated record